Molecule: messenger RNA, 4155 nt
Organism: Columba livia (rock pigeon)
Lineage: Eukaryota; Metazoa; Chordata; Aves; Columbiformes; Columbidae
Gene: TIMP4
Product: TIMP metallopeptidase inhibitor 4
Exons: 5
Coding region: 156-821 (221 amino acids)
Biological process (GO): negative regulation of endopeptidase activity; negative regulation of membrane protein ectodomain proteolysis; response to hormone
Cellular component (GO): extracellular matrix
Molecular function (GO): protease binding; metalloendopeptidase inhibitor activity
Source: RefSeq, a predicted model, not a curated record
GUCAGGGCAGCGAGAAGCGAGCGGACGGCGGCGAGUGCGCGGAGCGGGCGGGAGGGGCCGUUGCGCAGCCGGGACCCGCGGCUCGCAGAGCUUCCCAAGGCCGGCCGGAGCAGCCUGGGGCCGGGCCGGGACAGCCCGGGACCGUCUGGGGCAGCAUGGGGCCGGUCCGCAGCGCCUGGCUCUGCUCCGCGCUGCUGCUGCUGGCGGCCGUGGCGCCCGAGCCGGGGGGCGCCUGCAGCUGCGCACCCGCGCACCCGCAGCAGCUGCUCUGCGACGCGGCGCUGGCAAUUCGAGCAAAAAUAUCCAGCGAAAAGGUGGUUCCUGCCAGUGAUGAUCCUCUUGAUAGCCACAAAAUGAUCCGGUAUGAAAUCAAACAAAUAAAGAUGUUUAAAGGGUUUGAGAAGCUCAAGGAUGUGCAGUAUGUCUAUACCCCUUUUGAUUCGUCGCUCUGUGGAGUGAAACUAGAAGCUAACAACAAAAAACAGUAUCUUUUGACAGGUCAAAUUUUAAGUGAUGGCAAAGUCCUCAUCCAUUUAUGCAACUACAUUGAACCAUGGGAUGAUUUAUCCUUGUCUCAAAAGAAGAGUCUUAAUCAGAGAUAUCAAAUGGGCUGCGGCUGCAAAAUUACAACCUGCUACAUGGUGCCCUGCUCAAUCACAGCCCCCAACGAGUGCCUGUGGACGGACUGGCUGAUGGAGCGGAGGCUGUACGGGCACCAGGCCAAGCACUACGCCUGCAUCAAGAGGAGCGACGGCACCUGCAGCUGGUACCGGGGUGGCCCUCCCCCCGAGAAAGAGUUCAUCGACAUCAGCGAACCCUAAAUCAUCGCUUCCUAAAAAGCCUUGGAGUCUAAUUCCACCCAACACCGCACGCUCACAGCUUCCAACUGCCAUCGUCUAAUCUACCCGUUGCUUAGAAACAAAACCAAAUUGUCCUGUACAGCUAAAGCACGAGUGCGCGGAGCUGGCGCUGGCGCAGGACGAGGAACAGCCCUCCUGCAGGUAGCUCCUCUGUACAGUUACGCUUUGGACAGAGAGGCACAAGCUGAGAAUGCUCCUCUAUGUCCUCUAAGGCAUAACCAGUGUCCCUUUUCCCAAUAGGAAUGUACGAGAGCAAAAGAAUUGCCAGAGUUUUGUCCCCUAUUUGUGUUAACCUGCAGAUUAAGAGAGCCCCGUGUUUUAUUCCAGAUCUUCCUGAUGAACUACAAAAUGUUUUAUAGAACUGUUUUUUUUUCUAUAUGAAAGUCUUCUGAUACAAAAGAAUUAUUGUACAGUGUAUUUGUAAAGUAUUACGACAACGUGCUAUAUAAAAAAAAAAAAAGAUUCAAAAAAUCCCUGUUUCUCCUUAUCUGUUGAAACGAGUUGAACACUUCCGUGAUGGAACAAUCUGUGCUCCAUAUUCUGUACAUUACUCGUGUCGUAGUUUUGUUAGCUACAGAGUUGUAACUUUCAUUGAUAAUGAAGUUAAGAACCAGCCUUGAUAAUCAAAAUCCUCUUCCCCAGUUAUCCCCUCCGGCCUAGCUGUGCCUUGUUGAAGGAGAAGGCAGAUGCUGUAAUGCUUCAGCAUUUAAUGGAAGCAGCAGCAAUACUGCCAGGCUAAACCUGCUUCUGUUAGAGCUCCACGGCCAUCCUCGCGGCAGCGGCAGUACUGGUAGCGCCUCUGAACGCCUGGGGAGGUCGUUGUGUCCAGCGCUGUUGAAAGCCUUGGCUUAAGAAACUCUUGUAAAAAUACAUGCAAUAGACACUGAGUAACUUGCGCUGCAAGUCAUUUCUAAAAAGCUCUCCACUAUUUGAACACAUAUAUUAGUUUAAAUUUACAUUUCAUCAAUACCUGUUGUACUCUGUCGUAAUGAAUUCAGCAACUCAUGAACUUAUACUAGGCAAGUGUCACAACUUAUUUUGCCUUUUAGUUUUUUAGUGUCUUCUGUGAAUUGAUUACUGUAGUUAGUAACUAAUCUCCCGCAUAUUUAAGUUUACAAAAGUAACUCAAUUCACAGUGGUAAAACUGCAAAAUUAUUUCCGUAAAUGCCAAAGUUUAGACAGACGUCCAGCUGCUCAUGUUCUAGAAACUGGAGGAGAACCAUCACGCAGGAGAUGAACCUGUAGUUGCUGCCAUUUCUGACUUACUUUACUCUCCAAUUUUCUUGAUUUGGUGUCUUUCACAUGAAGAUUUAGAAGAGGUGGCAGAGAUUUGGGCAGCCUCGUUCUUUUGACGAGAUCUGUCAAGUUGAAGGUUUCACACCAACGCGUUUCUGGCUCCUGCUCAGCACAGUGUGACGUUUCCCUCGGGAACCAGCGCUGGUACGUGGGUCCAUGGAUCGGCCCAAGGGCCCAGCUUUCCCCAUGGUUCCUGUACAUUGAGUCCUUAUAAAAUCAGCAGCACGUGAACUGGCAAAGAUCUGUAGAUCUUUAAGAGUCCAGGCAUCAGGAAUUCCAUUCAAUUCAAUGAAGUGGUAGUUUGGACAUAAAAUUCACCAUGUCCCAUUUAGAAAUGAUUUUUGUAACAUGUUUUGUUUGUGAUUCUAAUGUUUAUUUUGACAAUUGCACGAAUCCAUAUUUAAAGGACAGACAAUGGCAGCUUUGAAAACACUCUUGUGAGAAUGAAUAUUCUUUGUGCCUCUUUUUCUUUUCGUGGCUAAGCUUACACAAUACCAAGAAGCGCAAAUGGCACAAGGCCAACAGGAAGGCAUGCCGUUAGUCAUUCGAGGAAUAUAGAGAUAUAUAUAUACAUAUAUAUAUAUUUAUUUAUAUCCACUGUAAAUCAGUUUUCCUGAUUGACACCACAUAUUCGUGUUGCCAAAUGUAAAGCCUGGCUCAUUUUCUGCUUUGCUGAAGACAAAGAAAAAAUUACCCAGCAAUAAUCUGGACCACAGACUUAUUAUGCCUACUUAGACCAAUGAAAUCAGAAACUACAUCUCUUGCAAAAAGGAAUUGAUACUGCAGAGCCAAUAUUGCCAGUGCUACUGACUGUCAGUGCAGUGCAUUUGUAUCAGUACUUUACAGAAAGACUUAGACCCCAGGCCCCGUUUCCUGGUGUCAAACCAAACCCGCUCGUGGAGCAGCCUGCGGGAGCUCCCACCCACACCACUGAGCACGCGGCCAGUGCUGUUCAACCCACGGACACUGCAGUGUUUGUUUCCAAAUCCAUUUUGAUGAAAUAGUGCCAUUUGAAUGGCGCGCUGCAGCAGACAGAUAUCUUCUCCUUUUAACUCAACAUAGUUCUGUUUCUAUUUCAGAUUUAUAGUGAGUAGACCUUACACUCAAGUAACUCAGCUCAGAUCGCCUUUUUAUGUUCCUUGUGAAAAUGUUUUCUUUGAUAUUUAUGAACAGACUGUAACACAAAUUGUAUGCCAGAAUUAGCUUAAAAAACCAAUUAUCUUUGACCUGCCAUAAAAUAUCCCGUGUGAGGCGUUUGAAACUGAAGGGCUGUCCGGUUUGGUUUCUUUCUGAGCGCACACCUGGCCAGACUUCACCCAAUGGAUGGUACAAAGAUUGGUUUUCCCCCUCAAUAAAUACGGCAAGUGAAGCUCUACCAAACACUCUCUCAGAAUGAGUUUGUAUUUUCCCUGAGAUUCAGCACUGGUGAACAUCAUGAAAAUGAUUAACUACAACACGGCCUUCAGAAUACGUUAUUUUCCUAUCAAGAUUUUUACCGUAGUGGCCUUGAUCCCUUAUUAACAACAGAUUAUUUUUACAACAUCUUAUUUUUACUUCUUGAAACUGUGUAUGCGUUGUACGAAACAGCAGAAAUACAGCUCAAUUUGAUUUUAAUUUGAAAAUGACUCACGUAACUUAUGAUAAGAGUAGGGAAAAGAACAGAGAAGGGAGACUAAACAGGCGAACAGUGGGAAACGAACCCAAACACCUUGAACAUUGCUGGCUUUUUCUCAAAGCUCGAGUUAAGGUUUUAAUUAAAUCAUCCUACAAUCGUGUUGAAAAAGCCGUGGUGUUUGUUCUUCAUGACAGAGAACACAGGAGGUGGGAAUGCAGUGAAAUAAAGGGAACUAAUUACUGGGGGAAAGGCUGUUGAUAUGACUCAACUAGCAACGUGUUCAAGAAGCCUCGCAGCGUUCUGAAUAGUUUUAAUCAGUCUGAGAUGAAUGUUUCUGUUUCAAAAAGUGUUUCAUUAAAGCAGCUCCGUUUUCACACAAAAGAA